AUGGCCACACGAUCGCGACAUGGUUGCAUUGAUUGCAAAAAGGCCAAAGUCAAAUGCGACGAGAUUCAUCCUUUUUGCGGCACAUGUAAACGCCGCGGUCGUCAAUGUGCUGGCUACAAUCAGAUUACCAAGGCCCAAAAGACCCGCGAUGCUCCUACUCCUCGACCGACCACGACUCAAAUGGCCAACUCGGCGUCGUCUCCUGAUGCUACCCCGGUGGCGAUCGAGUAUGCCAUCAACGAUGCUGCCUUUCAUUCCUCCCCAGGCUUCAGCCCUUCCAGCACAGCCGCUCCGUUUUCUCCCAUCUCGAACGACUUUGCCCUCGCGCCGGCGACCCCGAUACUGAAGACGGUCGCUACAAUUCCUCCCGGCACUAUCCAUCCGGCCGAUGAGCCGUUUAUCGAACUGUACUUCAUGCGCCAUCCGGGGGAGUUGGUCUUUGGCUCCGAAUUUGUCAACGAAAUGAACUCGUCAGUUCUCAAAGUUUUUCAAAAUAGCCCUCUCGCCGUCGGGGACUCGCUGUCGGCCAUUGGAGAGGCAUAUCUACGAGAUGGCUCUCUUCCCAUCCUGGUUCCCGUUCCGAACAGAAAAGCGAGGAUUCUGGCUCGACUACGAAGCAUGGACAACCUCGGAGUCAGUUUGGAGCUCCUUUUGACCAUAAUGUUAGGUCUUUGUGCUAUCGAGCUGGUUGAUGCCACCGCCCAUCAACAGCCCGUAACGAGCGUGCCGGCGUUGCUCGACAAUCUUGCAAUGAUGCUGGACCAUCAUCUCCGCAAGGGAUUUGAACUGACCCAGCUCGCCAAAUACUUUGUUCGCGCAUUGGCGAGGCAGGACAUGAUGUUAUCAUUGACAAGAUUUCAUCGACCCCGAAUUCCUACCUCGUACUGGCUCGAUGACUAUUCUCGACAACACGCUGAUCGUUUCAUGGGAUACACGGGCACCUUGAUGCCCUUGUUGGCCGAGUUGUGUUCGUUGGCCGAAGAUUUCCGAGCGUCCGUGGCCGACAGCAUCACUAAUAAUGGUGCGACCGACUUGUCCUUUCCAAUGCCUCUUCACGAUCUUCUAGAUCGAGCUUCCCAGAUCCAGUUGAAACUCGAACAAUGGCAUCCCACCGUCGAUCCUACCCUCUCAUUUCAGUCUUCUCGCAAGUUCUUGAUGCACGCCAACGCCUACCGCAGUGCGUCAUUACUCUAUCUCCACCGGCUGCUCCACCCUCCUGGGACCUCGGUGGAUGCGGAUCAAGCAGCAUUACUUAAGGCCUAUGAAGUCAUGGUACAUACUACUGCUUGCGAUGACGACAUGAAGAUGUCGUUGUGGCCAAUCUUUCUUGCUGCUUGCGAAGUGAAUACUGAGCCCGACAGGUUAAGUGCAUCCCAAAUGCUGAGUUCCAUAUGCAGAGGUCGAAAAACGGUUAACGCAAUGCGGACACGGUCCUUUGUCAUCAAUCGAGUUUGGAGUGCAAGAGACGCUGGGCUCGAUUGGAAUUGGAUGACCCUAGCUCAACGAUACCCCAAUGAAUUACUACCGAUUUGA
Rhinocladiella mackenziei CBS 650.93 is the source of this 1533-nucleotide messenger RNA. RefSeq lists its product as uncharacterized. Gene Ontology annotation, cellular component: nucleus. Gene Ontology annotation, biological process: positive regulation of transcription by RNA polymerase II. NCBI's taxonomy places the organism in Eukaryota, Fungi, Ascomycota, Eurotiomycetes, Chaetothyriales, Herpotrichiellaceae. The record is from RefSeq and is a predicted model, not a curated record. The coding region runs from base 1 to 1533 and encodes 510 amino acids. The transcript is spliced from 2 exons. Gene Ontology annotation, molecular function: DNA-binding transcription factor activity, RNA polymerase II-specific; zinc ion binding; transcription cis-regulatory region binding.